AUCUCGGAUUAAUCAGAUUAAGUGAUUAUGACUUCUAUAUAGAGUCCUUUAAAGCCCAGAUUGCAGGGUAGUUUGAAGGAUUCUUUCAGUCCGUACUGCUGGACUAGAGUCAUUUUGACAACUCUGCACGGGUUGACAGCAGUUUUCUUUAAGCACUGAAAAUGCCGGUCAUCAAUGUGGAUGACUUGACGGAUAAGGAUAAAGCUGUAAUGGAAGUAGAACAGCUCAGAAAAGAAGUGAAGCUUGAGAGAGCACUGGUGUCUAAAUGUUGUGAAGAAAUCCAAGAGUAUAUCUUAGCUGGAGCUGAUGAUGAUACUUUAGUCAAGGGUAUUUCUGAGGAGAAGAACCCGUUCAAGGAGAAGGGAGGAUGUGUCAUCUCUUAAAACAGGACACAGAGAAUCCAAACUUUAACUGUGUAGCAAUGCUUAGUAUACAGGGAUACCAUUGGAGUUUAAACGUUUCAGGGCAAAACUGAGGACAUUAUCAAAACCUUUCAUCAUCCUGUAAAGAAGCAACAAAACCUAACCCUUGAAUCAAUGUAUAAAGUCUUAUGUGAAGUGACAUAAUAAACAUUAAAUAUUG
Molecule: messenger RNA, 582 nt
Organism: Acipenser ruthenus (sterlet)
Lineage: Eukaryota; Metazoa; Chordata; Actinopteri; Acipenseriformes; Acipenseridae
Gene: gngt1
Product: guanine nucleotide binding protein (G protein), gamma transducing activity polypeptide 1
Exons: 3
Coding region: 162-383 (73 amino acids)
Biological process (GO): G protein-coupled receptor signaling pathway
Cellular component (GO): heterotrimeric G-protein complex
Molecular function (GO): G-protein beta-subunit binding
Source: RefSeq, a predicted model, not a curated record